AUGUCAUACCAAGGCCACUGCAAUUGCGAGAGCAUUCGCAUUACUCUUCCGGAGCAACCCGACAACACAGCUAUCUGCCAUUGCAAUUCCUGCAAACGCGCCGGUGGAAGUGCAUUCUCCCUCAACUACUUCGUCGACGAGGAUUCAGUGACCCUCGAAGACUCGGAAUCAUCAUUGAAGGUGUAUGAGGAUACCAAGGCUUUUAGUGGGAAUCUUGUAAAGCGCUAUUUCUGCUCCAAAUGCGGCAGCCCGGUGUAUACCAAGACCCCCAAGGCGCCUGGGAAGCUUUUCCUGAAGGCUUCGUUGUUUGAUACGGUCGCUGCGCCUACUUGUGAGGUGUUCAGUGAGAAGCAGCAUCAGUGGGUUACCGUUGCGACGCAUAAGCAGAUCUAG
Molecule: messenger RNA, 393 nt
Organism: Penicillium bovifimosum
Lineage: Eukaryota; Fungi; Ascomycota; Eurotiomycetes; Eurotiales; Aspergillaceae
Product: GFA family protein
Exons: 5
Coding region: 1-393 (130 amino acids)
Molecular function (GO): carbon-sulfur lyase activity
Source: RefSeq, a predicted model, not a curated record